CAUUUCUUUUUCGGUUUGGGUAUUGCUAGUUUUUGUUUCUGCAAACAUAAGUUUGAGUUUUUGAAGUUGAGGUUGACAAAAGGUUACAAAGAUGAUGCGAGUAGGGGGAUGCCUAUUGUCCCUUUGGCUGUGCUGUUGUUGUCUCCUCCCGCUGCUUGCUGUUGCCGCCUCCGCUAAUACGGAUCCUUCCCAAGUUAAUGCAUUGCUUGCGGUGAAGAAGCAAUUGUUGGAUCGCCUGAACCAUCUCAGAAAUUGGAACAAGGGGGAUCCCUGCACAUCCAACUGGACUGGAAUCGAAUGUUCUGAUCAUCCUGGAAAUGAUGGAUACUUGCAUGUUGAGGAACUUCAGCUUCAAAAUAUGAAUCUCUCUGGAACUUUAGCGCCUGAACUCGGCCAACUUUCUCAUCUCAAAAUACUAGAUUUCAUGUGGAAUGAAAUGACAGGGAGUAUACCCAAGGAGAUAGGACAUAUAUCUACCUUAGAACUCCUACUCUUGAAUGGAAACAACUUAUCAGGUUCUUUGCCAGAUGAACUCGGCAAUCUUUCAAAUAUGAAUAGAUUUCAAAUAGACCAGAACAAUAUUUCUGGUCAAAUACCAAAAACAUAUGCUAACUUGAGCAGUGCGAGACAUCUCCACUUCAACAACAACUCACUCAGUGGCCAAAUUCCCCCCGAGCUGUCUAGGAUAUCCACUUUGAUUCACUUGCUCUUGGAUAAUAAUAACUUAUCUGGAUAUCUUCCACCAGACUUCUCGAACUUGCCCGAGUUGCGCAUACUUCAGCUUGAUAACAACAACUUCAACGGAUCCAAUAUUCCAGCUUCUUAUGAGAAUUUUCCCAUGUUAGUGAAGUUGAGUCUUAGAAAUUGCAGCUUGCAGGGAGCAGUUCCUGAUCUUAGCAGGAUAACGAACCUUAGCUACCUGGAUCUCAGCCAGAAUCUUCUUAGUGGACCCAUACCAUCAAAUAAGCUUUCUGAUAAUAUGACAACCAUAGAUCUUUCAGAUAACCAACUAAACGGAUCUAUUCCUGAAAGUUUCUUGGACCUUCCUUCACUUCAGAUCCUAUCACUUCAGAAUAAUUUCCUUACCGGUCCUGUACCUACCAACAUAUGGAAGAACAUGUCAUUGAAUGCUAGCGCUGUACUUACACUCGAUUUCAGGAACAAUUCAUUAUCAAGGAUUGAAGGAAAUCUUAAUCCUCCAGUGAAUGUUACCCUCAGGCUUGAAGGCAAUCCUGUCUGCCGAAAUGCGAACUUAUUGAAUAUAAGUCUGUUCUGUGGAUCAGCAUCUGGAGAGGGGGAAAUGCGUGCGGGCUUAAAUAACUCAGAAGUGGGAUGCCCAAAGCAAUCAUGCCCUGCAGAGAUGUCCUAUGAAUAUGUCCCAGCAUCUCCCAUUCCAUGUGCCUGUGCCGCUCCUCUUAGAAUCGGAUAUCGUCUCAAAAGCCCCAGUUUUUAUUAUUUUCAUCCAUUUAUCCAGUCUUUUGAGAAGUACUUGACUGGUUAUUUGAACUUCAGCCUCUAUCAACUGUCAAUUGAUACAUACUUUUGGGAAGGACGACGUCUAAGGAUGAAUUUGAAACUUUUUCCUAAUGUGAUCAACCAUUCAAAUACUUUUGAUGAUGGUGAAGUUCGAAGAAUCAGAGACAUAUAUGCAUCAUGGCAUUUUCCUGGUAGCGACUUCUUUGGACCAUAUGAGUUGCUUCACUUCACUCUACUUGGACCUUAUGCACAUAUUGACUUUGGCAAUGAAAAUGAGGGUAUUAGUAAGGGUACAUUGGUAGCAGUUGUAGUAGGGGGUGUUGCCUUUGCAGUUGUGAUGUCAGUUAUUGUAACAGUUUUAAUAACAAGAAGACAUGCCAGACACCACCGCGCAAUGUCAAGAAAACGCUUAUCUACAAAGGCUUCUAUGAAAAUUGAAGGAGUGAGGGACUUUACAUUUAAAGAGAUGGUAGUUGCUACUGACAACUUUUCAACUCAAGUUGGACAAGGUGGAUACGGAAAAGUGUAUAAAGGCAGUUUUUUUGACAAAACAGUCGUUGCCAUAAAACGUGCAGAAGAAGGAUCAUUGCAGGGCCAAAAAGAAUUUUUGACGGAGAUAAAGCUUUUGUCAAGGUUGCAUCAUCGAAACCUGGUUUCUCUGGUUGGAUACUGUGAUGAAGAAGGGGAGCAGAUGUUGGUGUAUGAGUUCAUGCCCAAUGGCACAUUGAGGGACUGGCUUUCUGCUAAAGCUAAAAGGAACCUGAAUUUUGGAAUGAGAUUACAAAUUGCACUGGGUUCAGCCAAAGGAAUCCUUUACCUCCACACUGAAGCAAAUCCUCCAGUAUUCCACCGAGAUAUCAAAGCCAGCAACAUUCUUCUGGACUCCAACCUUAAUGCAAAAAUUUCUGAUUUCGGUAUCUCACGGUUAGCUCCAGUCCUGGAUGAAGAAGGGGCUGUGCCAAAUCACGUUUCCACAAUUGUGAAGGGAACACCGGGUUACCUUGAUCCAGAAUACUUUCUGACCCAUAAGUUGACCGACAAAAGUGAUGUAUACAGCCUUGGAGUUGUUUUCCUGGAGCUGUUGACGGGUAGGCAACCAAUCUGGCAUGGCAAAAACAUUGUCCGCGAGGUGAAAACAGCGCAUGAGUCAGGUACGGUGUUAUCUAUAAUAGACAGUAGAAUGGGUUGGUAUCCAUCCGAAUGUAUGGAGAGAUCGGUUGGUUUAGCCCUGAGUUGCAGCGACAACAAUCCAGAGAAGCGACCAUCCAUGUUGGAAGUGGUGAGGCAGCUAGAAUACAUACUCAAAAUGAUGCCUCAAACUGAUUUGAUUUCUUCAUCAACGGAUUUAUAUUCAGGCAAGUCACUGACGGAGCCCUCAUCGUAUGGAGGCACCAAUAGGGAGGCAUAUGUUUCGUCAUCCAGUGUAUCGGGAAGUGAUCUAGUCAGUGGUGCUAUUCCUUCUAUUGCACCUCGGUGAUCGUCAUUAGGAUGAUGUAAAUAUGAGUUUAAUUUUACUUUAGUAGAGAUGACCCAACUGCCAAUUCUAUUUUCUUCGCCCA
Hibiscus syriacus is the source of this 3035-nucleotide messenger RNA. RefSeq names its product probable LRR receptor-like serine/threonine-protein kinase At1g06840. The record is from RefSeq and is a predicted model, not a curated record. NCBI's taxonomy places the organism in Eukaryota, Viridiplantae, Streptophyta, Magnoliopsida, Malvales, Malvaceae. The transcript has 20 exons. Gene Ontology annotation, molecular function: protein kinase activity; ATP binding; protein binding. The coding region runs from base 92 to 2953 and encodes 953 amino acids. Gene Ontology annotation, biological process: protein phosphorylation.